GUACUAUUGCCACAAUUGCUGAGAUCAUUGCACAAAUCCCAGGAAAACCCGAAAAACGUUUUGCAUGCGAUAAGUUUCUUGAACGUUCCGAAAGUUUGCUCUCGCGCACCGAAUCCACGACCACGAUGAGCAGCGUAAGCAGUGAUAUUGAUGGACCUCCGGAGACAAAACGAUUCAGAAUUGAUGUAGAUACACAGGUUGGAAUCGAUACCCCAUCGGUGUCAACAAACUGUGCACCUCCAGUUGCUGGUGAAGCUUCACAAGAUGGACAAUCUCCAGCUGCACCGUCUUCUGCAAGUUACCGAUCAUCAAAUAGCAGUGUCAUUUCAUCAUCUGAAUCACCAAUUAAAGAUGAGGACGUUGAUGUACAUGAUGGUCAAGAUGAUACAGAAGAUAUUGCGAUGGAUGUUAGUGGUUCAACUGGAUCAAUUGUCAAUAACAGUGAAAUAUUUGAAAUGCUUAACAAAACAUUUGGCGGGGUAUUUAAUUGUGAUUUGGAAGGAAUUAUGAGACCUUCUGCACUAAUGCAUCCAUCAUCUCCACCUACUCCGAUUCAAUCAGCUGGUAUUCCUGGAGCUCUUGCAGUUGCUCAAAGUCCGGCUGCUCAACUUUUCUCUGGAGAUGACUGGAGCUGGCACCGAAAUCCGGCUGCCUCAAUUCGAAGUGGUGGAACCAAUAAACAAACUCCCGUUUGGAAGUAUUUCGUUUAUAAUAAGACUGAAAAUUUGAGCAGAUGCAUUGUUGGAGACUGUACCUAUAUGUUGAAAGGACCACAUACCUCUACACUGGCAUGCCAUUUGAAGAAGCAUACACGGGAAUACUCCGAGUUUCAGAAGCUUAAAACAGAAUAUUCUCGAACUAAAUUGGAUCAGCAACCCAAAAUCCCAGAUGGAGCACCUCAUCCAUUAACCCUUCAGACACAGAAUACUCCUCGGCAAACUGGUUCACCUGCUUCAACGUGUAACACAAAUAGCAACACUUCGUCAUCAGUUUCUUCUGGAAGUGGAAUUGGUUCUGGAUCAGGGUCUACAAUGGAUCUGAGCAUGAAGAAGCCUAAGAAAGAGCCGAGCUCUGCUAAGCUCAAUGAAAUGCUAUUCAAUGGGCUCCGUCAGGCAACAAAUAAUUCAAACGGAUCUCCUCCAACAACUCCACAUGCUCCACAACUUCCAAAUAUUCCAAGUUUCGUUACCAAUAUGAUGCUUCAAAUGAAUCCAUUACACAUGAUGUUGGCUCAAUCUUUGCCUGGAGCAACUCCACCAACUCCAACAAGUUCAAAUGCCGGAUUGAAUGCUCUUCAACAAGCUGGUCUCACAUUGGCAGCAAAUGGGCAGAUAAUUCAAUCGAAGAAAUGGAGAAAUGAUGAUAAGAAACAAAAAGAGUUGUGUACUAAAUUUGCGUUAGCCCUAGCCACGUCACACGUUGACUUUGAAGUUGUACAGAAUCCAUUGUGGAAAGAAGUUUUUGAAAUGGCUCAGCCGAAAUUUUCAAUUCCAACUGAAUCUCAAUACGAACACAUUGUGAACUCGACAAGUCAUAAACUGAUUCAAAGUUUGAAAAGUCAACUAUCUGCAAGCAAGAAACUCAACCUUCUUCUGGAUAUCACAAAAAUCACUGCAGACAUCUCUAGAGUCACCGUAUCUGUAGCAUUGACAGGCGGAGCUGGAAAUAGUUAUGAGACUCAAGUGAUUCUUCUCGCCUUCCGAAACAUCAACGGAAACCAAUCAGAAGAUCUCACAGCCGUAUUUGAAAAAGUCCUUCAGGACUACAAUAUUUCUCCAAGUUCAAUCAAUCGUGUGAUUUGCUCUGGUCUGAACGAGCUCGCUGAGCCCGCCGAGCUUCCAAAACAAAUGGAUUCUUUCUCAUCUCGUCUUGCUAAUUGUUUUAAAUCUUGGCUUGAAACAUCUCCAACAGUUGAAGUUUUGAAGAAAAAUGUAUACGCGAUGCUUGUGUCCUACCUGACAGUUCCAGCAGCUAUUCAACUUGCAAGUCAAAUGCUAAAGGCAAAGUUUGAGGUGCCACUCACUGAACCAUUCCAUGUGAUUGUUGAGCAUUUGGUAGCUCAUCGGGAUAUUUAUCAAAUGAAUAUGGAAGGAAUCACUUUGAUUUCUGAACGUGAAUGGAAUAAAGUGACUGGAAUCCAUCAUCUUAUGAAUAUCUUCAAACCAUUUAUGACAUAUUCAACAGAUAUGACAACCGUUGAUACUGUUAUUCCAACAAUUGUACAAAUUCAAAAUGUUUUGGAAAAGGAUAUCUAUCACUUGGGAGACAUCGGAUCUGAUCUUCUAACUUCUUUGAAACAAACUGUCGCACCAAUCAUGAAUCCUGAACACGAGAACUUUGAUUCCACGUACAUCCAAGCCACUGCUCUGAAUCCUCAAUUGGCUGUUACACUAACUUCUGAUCAAAUGACAACUGCGAAAUCUCUCAUUGAAACUGAAAUUUCGAGGCGAACCAAGAAGAUGAGAAAAGCUCAAAGUGAUAAGAAAUUGGCAAUGGGUGUGGAUUCACUAUUGGCAAAUGUUAUGAGGAAAAAUGAUGGAGGAUCUGAUGGAGGAUGUGAGACAGCAUUGGCAAUUUAUGGAGAUUUAUUUCAGUCGAUAACUGGAAACAGUUCUGAAUCAAAGGAAAAUAUUGUGAAUCAGUAUUUUGAUGAGAUUUCUAGCACCACUUCUGUGGAAAGCAUGUUCAUGCUUCGAACAUUCGGCAAUCCAAUGCAAGCUCCACUCUCUUAUUGGAAAUCUUGCUCAUCACGAUGCUCGGAGCUCUCGGAUCUUGCCACUGAACUUUUAUCCAUUCCAAUCUUCACUCUUACCGCUGAACGCGUUUUAAGCUUUUCACCGGAUUCGAGCUCUUUAAACACAAAUUUGAUUCUUACAAAUUUAGACUCUACCGAUCAGUUUGAGAAGCAAGUUUUACUCCGUUUCAAUCGUCAGAUUGUUUCGAAACUUUUUAAUUAGAUAUUCAGUUUUUACAUACUUUUCUGUCAGAUAAUACAGUAUUUUCUCCUACUACGAGUCGUUUUAUUCAUUUUUAGCAGCUUCUUCCAACCCAACUCUCCUAGUCUCUUCUUUUCCCAGAACUUUCUAUUUCUCAAUGCCAUUCAUGCUCGUUGUUUCAAAACAUUCACAAAUUCCUGAAAUUAAUUGCUUUAAGACAAAUUUGAAUAUUUCUUGCCCGCAUACUCGGCAAUCUCGCUCUAUUGAUGAGGUUUCGUAGAGCGUGUAUACGUAUGCAUAAUAAUUCGAAAUCUACAUUAUUUAAGACGCAUUUCUAAAUAUAAUUUAUUAUUGUAUUUAUUGAUUUCCAUCCAAAAAAAUUAAACGGUGAAUAUUUUCUCUCUGUCCCAUCUCUCGUUCCUUCAAAUAAGAAACUCUUGAGCAAAACCAAUGUGCAAUUUUUAAACUUUUAAACUUCUUUCAUUAUUUUCUCCAUUCCAUGUCCGCUUUUCCUUGCACCAAGCAUGUGAUAUUCCUUUUUUAUUCUCGGCCCCCCAAAUUCUCUACAUUGUAUUUUAUUAUUGUUCUCCCCCAUUUUUUCUCGAUAUUUGCGUUUUCGGUGGCUUCUCACAUUCUCCAAAAAAGUUUCAAUAAAAUAUU
Messenger RNA from Caenorhabditis elegans, 3596 nucleotides. It is a transcript of the gene mig-39, whose product is annotated as Zinc finger BED domain-containing protein 39. Gene Ontology annotation, molecular function: protein dimerization activity. Gene Ontology annotation, cellular component: nucleus; cytoplasm. The record is from RefSeq and is marked reviewed. NCBI's taxonomy places the organism in Eukaryota, Metazoa, Nematoda, Chromadorea, Rhabditida, Rhabditidae.